AUGGGGUACGACAGGACAACGAAAGAUGAUCAAGAAACGUACAGCGAACUCCACGAGAACGCAGAAGUAGAGGAAGAAAACAGAGAAGACUGGAAAACUCAUCCGGAGGGAUACACACCGUUGCAUAUAUCCGCCCAGUUUGGACAUAAGAAUGUAUUUAAACUACUUAUUGAAGUUUACAAAGCUGACCCUAAUAUCAGAGACUACAGUGGCAGGACAGCAGACUACUACUUCCUUAUAAAAGAACAAAAAGAGGGACAAGGCGUUACAUUGCGCAAGAUUAAGGGAAGAAAAAAACAAUCAGACAAAGAUUUGGGAUUCCUGCGCAUUGGAUCUUUAAACGUUCGAGUAAAGAAAACUACCGAAGCAUUUAGUAAUUUUUUGGGAGUAGGUAGCGCGAACGUUGCUCCUUUAGACGCUGUUAAUGAAAAAAUUCUCAAAGGAUGGGGUUCAGCGGAUAACAUUAGUAAAGAGGCAAUGGGAGCACCAAAAACAUACGGUUCCAAGAAGAAAUACAAAAAAGGUUUUGAAUCGGGAGGAAAUAGUACUCCAAGUACCCCAAAGACACCAACCAAAAAUUUCCACUCCUUGAAUUUCAACGAUUCUGAUUCCGACACUGCUGCAGGAUUUGAUUCUAACUGGAAACAUUGAGCCAAACUGGAUAUUAAUGAAACUCAUAGAUCUGACAAAAUGUUAAGAAUUCUAUUCAUGAAAAUAAUAUUUUUUAUUUCUUAAAUUUUUGUAUUUUAUUUGUAAAUUUUAAUGUAUAUUUUCUUAUUUAUUACAUUAUUUGCAAAAGUGA
This is a messenger RNA of Diabrotica virgifera virgifera (western corn rootworm), 802 nucleotides long. RefSeq names its product ankyrin repeat domain-containing protein SOWAHA (gene sowah). The transcript is spliced from 6 exons. Lineage: Eukaryota; Metazoa; Arthropoda; Insecta; Coleoptera; Chrysomelidae. Gene Ontology annotation, molecular function: protein binding. The record is from RefSeq and is a predicted model, not a curated record. Bases 1 to 651 code for a protein of 216 amino acids.